CAAGACCUGUGAAGAAGAAAGAGGCUGCAUCACCAUUGCUCCAAUCUCUCUCUCUUGUGAUCCAUUUCUGGAUCUUAGUUUGUUAUUUUCUGUGGAGAUGAUGGGGAGGCCACCUUGUUGUGACAAAGCAAAUGUGAAAAAAGGGUCAUGGACUCCUGAGGAAGAUGCAAAGAUUCUUGCCUAUGUUGCAAGCCAUGGGACUGGUAAUUGGACUUUGGUCCCUCAGAAAGCAGGACUCAACAGGUGCGGGAAAAGCUGCAGGCUGCGUUACACAAACUAUCUGCGCCCUGAUCUCAAACAUGACAGUUUCACCCCCGAAGAAGAGGCAUCCAUUAUUGAGCUUCACAAAACUGUUGGAAGCAGGUGGUCUUUAAUAGCAAGGCAUCUACCUGGGAGAACAGACAAUGAUGUCAAGAACUACUGGAACACAAAGCUGAAGAAGAAGCUCAAGAACAUGGGAAUUGACCCUUUGACUCAUAAGCCCUUUGCUCAGGUCUUUGCAGAGUUCGGGCGGCUGAGUAGCGGCCUCCCUUUGCUCAACAACACCCCCGCCAUAAAAACCGAGUCCCUUUUCGACCCAUCAGAACCCACAGAUGUUUCAAACCGCCACACUUAUUUUGCCGGCCCGGAAAUGAAUGCACAAUUCCAACUUUACCCUUUGUCCAUUCAACCUGAUGAUGGCAAUUUCACACCUUUUCAUUCUCCUUCUCCAUAUGAGCAAUUCCCAGCACCCAUUUCUUCUUCUUCUUCAUCUUCUUCUUCCUUGGCACCAUGGAAUGAGUUUAUACUUCAAGAUCCUGAGACAGAGGUGCAGAGACAGGAAGACGACACAAAUGAUGAUUUGCCUGAGAAGUGUGAGGAUAAUAAUGGGCAAACUUUCGCGAAUGAGGAUUCGUUUGUGGAGAACAUGUUGGCUCGCGACAGGGAAAUGCAGCUGGAAUUUCCUCAGCUUCUUGAUGACGGCUACUUCGACUAGUGAAUCUCUAUAUCUGCCAGUGCUUCUUCCAAUACCAGUGUUUGGUUACUAUGUAGAGGUGGAAAAGGAAGGGGGGAAAACAGCAAAUGCAUUGUCAACUGUCAGACACCAAAGUUCCUCUGGAUAAAGUUGUCAUUACACAUGACUGCAUGCACUUUCUAUGUUUUGAUUUAGUUGUCCACUUUUUGAAUUAGUUGUCAACUUUUCAUACUCCAUUUGUAGUAAACAAGUUAUGGUGAAUUAUCCACAUUAUCUUCUAGAUAACAUGUUAUAACUGGUAGCAUCAAUGAACAUAAACUCAUUUG
Messenger RNA from Cuscuta campestris, 1281 nucleotides. The record is from the annotation of a GenBank genome assembly. Lineage: Eukaryota; Viridiplantae; Streptophyta; Magnoliopsida; Solanales; Convolvulaceae.